Messenger RNA from Colletotrichum acutatum, 2023 nucleotides. RefSeq names its product fungal-specific transcription factor domain-containing protein. The coding region runs from base 1 to 1950 and encodes 649 amino acids. Gene Ontology annotation, biological process: positive regulation of transcription by RNA polymerase II; DNA-templated transcription. Lineage: Eukaryota; Fungi; Ascomycota; Sordariomycetes; Glomerellales; Glomerellaceae. Gene Ontology annotation, molecular function: sequence-specific DNA binding; DNA-binding transcription factor activity, RNA polymerase II-specific; zinc ion binding. The record is from RefSeq and is a predicted model, not a curated record. The transcript has 6 exons.
AUGGCGCCAGAAUUUGCGGUCGCUCAAGCUAAAACGUCGUGCAAGCGAUGUCACCGACGAAAGAAAAGAUGUGAUCGCGGGUUGCCCCAAUGCAGGAAUUGUAGCGGGGCUCAAGUGUCGUGCAGCUUCCUCGAUGAUGAUCGUGUUAUGGCAUCUUACCCCGUCAAAUACGUUCGCAGUCUCGAGGCAAAAGUGAAGUCUCUCGAAAAGGAUUUCGAUUCACUACGACCCGCGACAGGAAGGGAGCUAGACUCUCAAGCGCAACUCAUAAACCUGGAUCCAAAUGAUAUCGAGAUUACCUUCGGUAAUCAAGAGACUGAUACAAACAGCACGGACAUGCUCCAUGAGCCCUCGUCUAUCCAGCUGCCUCUCUUGCAGUCCUCACCUUCCUUCGUCGAAGAGCUCAAAAUUCUCUCCUUCGAAGCAACGGCUGACCGUCAUCUUGGAUCUUCCUCCGGCCUCUCUUUCGCCAAGUUGACACAAACCGUCCUCCGGCGUCUGAACCCCGACAAGGCCGACUUUAGCUUCACCAAUUUUGGAACUGAGGAUGGUAUGUGGCCGCAGUUUAACCUUCCGUCCUCGACUUCAAAUCUCUUGGAUUCAACGUUGUUCAGUGGAUUCAGAGAUCCUUUCAUGUGCUACCCUUCGAUGCUUGACGGCUUCUCCCCGACCGCGCCAAUCGAACCCAUCUCCCCCUCAGAGCAACAGGUCUCCCUUGAAGGCAGUCAAGUUGACCAGCUCAUACGUUUCUACUUUGCUCACUCGCACACGUUAUACCCAAUUAUUCACCGUGAAGAGUUCAAUAAGAUACUAGAGCAUGUGCGGCGAGCGGAUCCUCAGUGUGCUUUAGCACAAUCUUCUUUGUGUCAGUUCCGCCUGUGGAUGGUCCUUGCCAUUGGAUCGACAGCGCAAUGCUCAGUCACCCUUUCAGAUGAGUCCGAAUCGAUGAUGUAUUACAACAAAGCUCUUGAGCACUUCGAGGGUGCUCUCGAUUAUGGAUACAUGGCCGCGUUGGAAGUUAUACUUCUCCAAGUGUCUUAUUCUUUCUUUAACCAGCUUGGACCCAAUACAUGGACUUUGGUUGGUCUCGGUGCGCGUAUGGCAAUUGGAUUGGGCAUGCAUGCUUCCUCAACCUAUGAAGGCCUACCAGUCGACGUGUCUGAAAAGCGGAAGAGAAUCUUCUUUUCCGUUUACAUGAUGGAUCGCGUAGUUUCUAUAGCUCUAGGUCGCCCAUUCGCCAUCAAUGAAGAUGACAUUGAUGUGACGCCCUUCGCAGUGGAGAAUGAUAGUGGCGUUGGGGCACAAGUUGAUCUGCCCGAGAAUUCAUUCAAGCCUUCUAUGAUGGCCGUUCCUCGUCACAUCCUCGAGCUGCGGCAGAUUGCCAGCAACAUCACGGCUUCAGUCUAUUCGCACCGAAAGUCAGCCAGCCUAAAUGCCGAACAGCGCGAAGAAGUAUCAAACUCCCUUCAUCAGAGACUUCUUCACUGGCGUCGCAAUAUGCCAUUUCCUCUUCCAAACACCGACGCUGCAGUACCGCACCUCACCAGCAGCUGGUAUGACUUCAACUAUUAUCUCCACGUUGCCAUGUUGUAUCGACCAUCUCCGCUGUUCCCGACUCUGACAGAACCCCGUCUCAAAGUACUAGCGGAGGCUGCCUCCAUGUCGAUUCGUCAAGUAUCUAAUAUGCACCGACAAAAGUGUCUUGCCUACAAUUGGCUCAACCUUCUCUCGAUAUUUACCGCAACUUUGUCCCUCAUAUACGCUACAACUGUCCAACCUGAUAAUCUCACCUCUGUUUUGAGAGACAAGAGAGCAGUAGCGGACCUUGACUUGACUAUCGAGCUAUUUGAUAAGCUUAGCGUCAAGUUCCCUGUGGCUGGCAAGAUAUGUCGGAUGAUUGAACAGAUAUCUAGCAGGUACAAAGAAAUGAUGGAAGUCAACGAGGAGUGAGCCAGUGAGUUAUGAAAUCGGUUACUGCUAUUGUUGUAAUGUUUUUCAGCCAAUACUUUCUAUACAAAAGAUG